Salarias fasciatus (jewelled blenny) is the source of this 663-nucleotide messenger RNA. RefSeq names its product regulator of G protein signaling 16 (gene rgs16). The record is from RefSeq and is a predicted model, not a curated record. The transcript is spliced from 5 exons. The coding region runs from base 86 to 658 and encodes 190 amino acids. NCBI's taxonomy places the organism in Eukaryota, Metazoa, Chordata, Actinopteri, Blenniiformes, Blenniidae.
ACAGUCUCACACUGAGCUCCACUCAGCGGACAUUUAAGCACCAUCUCACCGAGACCCCACCUUCACCGGCUGCAUCUCCGCUGCUAUGUGCAAAGGACUAGCAUCUCUGCCUACCUGCUGCUUGGAAAGGGCCAAGGAGCUGAAAGCAAGGCUGGGAAGCAUUUUGCUGAAGCCCAACUGGAAUCUUUCUUGCUGCAAGUUAGGAAAAAAUAAGCCAACCAUGGAGGAAUGCCUUAGGUGGAAAGAGUCGUUUGAAAAGCUCCUGUCCAGCAAAUAUGGACUGUGCGCCUUCACAGCCUUCCUGGUGUCUGAGUUCAGCGAGGAAAACAUUGCAUUCUACUUCGCCUGUGAGGAUUACAGAAGCACCAAGUGUCACGACAAACUGCCUGCUAAAGCUCAGAAGAUCUACAAUGAGUUCAUCGGCAGCGAUGCUCCCCGGGAGGUCAACAUUGAUCACGAGACCCGGGACAUCACCAAAGCCAACAUGCUGAGCCCCUCGCCCUCUUGCUUCGACCAAGCGCAGCAUAAAAUCUACAUGCUGAUGGCCAAAGACUGCUACCCACGCUUCCUCCGCUCCUCCAACUACAGGGACCUCGUGUGCCAAGCCAAGCCCAGCGCCAAGACCACCAGCCAGCCCCAACAGGACAAGAAGGCGUGAGGUGU